Molecule: messenger RNA, 1456 nt
Organism: Scheffersomyces amazonensis
Lineage: Eukaryota; Fungi; Ascomycota; Pichiomycetes; Serinales; Debaryomycetaceae
Product: SDR family oxidoreductase
Exons: 1
Coding region: 271-1272 (333 amino acids)
Molecular function (GO): oxidoreductase activity, acting on the CH-OH group of donors, NAD or NADP as acceptor
Source: RefSeq, a predicted model, not a curated record
CAUGGUAUACCCGUUUUAUGUAGGACAAUUAUAGAAUGCAGAUACGGUUCGGAUUAUAACUUUGUUACUUAAUUGCCGAUGUUAUCAUGAACAUCUUAAAACCGCACUGCUUAUAAAUUUUGUUGGCUUAUCAACUACGAACCGAUUCCACAUUUUCACAAUUUCACUAUUUACAUAUAAAUAAGUAGAUUUUACCAAAUUUCUACAUACUGAUUCUUAAGUAACAUUUAUCGCUACCUUAUAUAAAGAAACUUCUAAACAAAAAUAGUUAUGACUACUUCUAAUAAUACUACCGUUCUUAUUUCUGGAGCAACUGGUUUCAUUGCCCAACAUAUUAUUUCUCAGCUUCUUGCUAAGGGUUACAAGGUUGUUGGUUCAGUUAGAUCAACUCAAAAGGGUGAAGAUUUAGCUAAGAUCUUUGAAAAUUCAAACUUCUCUUAUGAAGUUGUUCCAAUUCUUGAAAAGGAAGGUGCCUUUGAUGAAGUCUUGAAGAAGCAUCCUUCUGCUACUGUCUUCUUACAUACUGCUUCUCCAGCUACUAGUCAAGUUGAGAAUAAUGAAAAAGAUAUCAUCAUUCCAGCUCUUGAAGGUACUAAAUUCGUUCUUAAAUCAAUAAAGGAACAUGCCCCACAAAUUACUAGAGUUGUUUACACCAGUUCAAUUGUUGCUACUGGUACCGCCGCUCAAAUCUUAGGUGGAGAAUUCAAAGGUGGUGAAGAUACCUGGAAUAGCAUCACUUAUGAACAAUCCAAAGAAAAUGGGUUUAAUGCUUACUGUGGCUCAAAGACAUUUGCUGAAAAGGCUGCAUGGGAUUUUGUUGAACAAGAGAAACCAAACUUCACUCUUAGUACCAUCAAUCCUGUUUUCGUUUUUGGUCCUCAAAAUGCUGCUCCUAAGACAAGAGAAUUAAAUUCUUCAGCACAAAUGGUAGCAAGUGUGUUAUAUGCCACAGAUUCAGUCCCCCCAAUUGGUGGUGCUUUCGUUGAUGUGAGAGAUACUGCAAAAGCACAUAUUUUAGCUUUUGAAACUGAGAAGGCUCAAGGUAAGAGAUUUGUCCUUACAAACAGUGUUUUCAAUGGUCAAACCAUCUUAGACAUUAUUGUUGCUAACUUCCCUCAAUUGAAAGACAAACUUCCAACUGGUACACCUGGUGUUUCAAUCUCUGGUCCUACCGCAUUUAAUGACAAGAACGCUAAAUCAAUAUUGUCGAUUGAUUAUAUUAGUCUUGAAAAGUCUGUUGUUGAUUCAAUCAAACAAAUUAUUGAUCUUUAAGCUUAGUGACUAUAGAACAAUUAAUAUUUUUUUAAGCAGACUUUUAUGUAUUAACAAAUUAUAUAUCUUCUUGUAUAUGAAUCUUCUAAUAAUUUGACAACGUAACUUAUAUAGAUUACAUAAAUAAAUCAACAUUUCUAUUCCCAAUUUAGUUAGGUAAAGAAACUUUGAGUUUUAAUCAGCU